Oryzias melastigma (Indian medaka) is the source of this 441-nucleotide messenger RNA. It is a transcript of the gene atp5mk, whose product is annotated as ATP synthase membrane subunit DAPIT. Bases 173 to 349 code for a protein of 58 amino acids. The transcript is spliced from 4 exons. The record is from RefSeq and is a predicted model, not a curated record. NCBI's taxonomy places the organism in Eukaryota, Metazoa, Chordata, Actinopteri, Beloniformes, Adrianichthyidae.
CUAUGAUCUUUUUGAGUGAUGUUUCUUUUUAACCAAUAGUAAAACAGUUAGAGGUGUUUAUCGUGGGCGGGACUUCCUGUUAUAAUUCAACAUCGCGGCCUCUGCUGAAGGGCACUUGUCGGUUCUAGUUUACGCAGGGGUCGAGUGGUAAAGGACCAUUAAUUUCUUCGCCAUGGCGGGACACGACGCUGGAACGCAGUAUCAGUUCACUGGAAUUGCCAAAUUCUUCAACUCCUACACAGUGAUGGGAAGGAGGAAUUGCGUGUUGGCCACAUACGGCAGCCUCGCAGCCAUCUUCCUUUUCUUCAAACUGAAACCCAAGAAACAGGCGGCCGUCGCAGAAAAAUAGUCAUGUUCUGGGAGUUGGAGCAGCUGGACGUGCUUGUGUGAAAAUAUGAUUUCUCUGUGUUAACAAUAAAGAACGAUUCUAUCCAGAUUCUA